Molecule: messenger RNA, 623 nt
Organism: Acaulospora morrowiae
Lineage: Eukaryota; Fungi; Glomeromycota; Glomeromycetes; Diversisporales; Acaulosporaceae
Source: the annotation of a GenBank genome assembly
CUGGACCAGUACAAGAAAGAGAACUUGUGAAAACAAAAUCUAUGUAUUUUAACGAUACUUUAUCUUCCGGAGCAAUUGAUAACAUUGUUAGACUUGUAGAAAUAAUGCCGAUUGGCGCAAUCGCCGAACUUUCGGCGUAUGGCGGAAUUCUGGCAACACAGCCUGGAAAUCUUACGGCUUUUGUUCAUAGGACCGGCAUUGCAUAUCACCUUUUGAUAACUGUUCCUCUCACCGGAAACAGUACUGCGGAUACGCCUAUUUGGGCGUGGAUAAAACAAUGGGAUACUAUGGUUCGACCAUUCUCAAAUCAUCAAAGCUAUCAGGGAUUCCUUGACUCCGAUCUACAAGACCCGGAGAAAUCAUAUUUCGGCGACAAUUUCCAAAAGUUGCAAGAUAUAAAAGCAAAGUAUGACCCGAAAAAUGUGUUUUCAAGUGGACAGCCGAACUUUGGUGCCGACUCAAGUCCCCUAACGAAUCAAAAUUCUCCAGACACUUUCGUACCUGGAACUUGUCCUUGGGUGUCCGGAGGAAAUCCACCGGGACCAAGAAGUUCAGGGAUCGGAAAAAACGAUAAUAGAUGGAUGAUGUUAACGAGGGUGCUGGGAUUUGUGGUGAUAAUGUUG